This is a messenger RNA of Canariomyces notabilis, 1745 nucleotides long. RefSeq names its product DUF500-domain-containing protein. Gene Ontology annotation, cellular component: ruffle membrane; actin cortical patch. The record is from RefSeq and is a predicted model, not a curated record. The transcript has 4 exons. Gene Ontology annotation, molecular function: actin filament binding; phosphatidylinositol binding. Gene Ontology annotation, biological process: actin filament bundle assembly; actin cortical patch localization; regulation of ruffle assembly. Bases 169 to 1365 code for a protein of 398 amino acids. NCBI's taxonomy places the organism in Eukaryota, Fungi, Ascomycota, Sordariomycetes, Sordariales, Chaetomiaceae.
UCCUAACAUUGUUCGCUGGCGGCCUCAUUGGCUCACCUCAACAAUUCGAAAUCACCAUUCGGAAUACCAACCACAAGAGCCCUUUACAGCAUCUGACGUCGAUUUCCACCCGUAUCAACCGCCCCCAAUUCCCAGACAACCCGCAGCGCGCAUACCCAUCCAGCAACCAUGGGUAUCAACAAUCCCCUUCCGUCGUCUUUGGCGUCGGAAUGCAGGAAGUGCGGCAAGAUCCUGUCCUCCUUUAUCGAUCCUCGUCAAGCAUUCGGCCCCGACAAGGUCAUCCCACCAUCUAUACUUGCCGGUGCCAAGGGUCUCGCAAUUCUCACAGUGAUAAAAGCCGGCUUCCUCGGUUCGGCCCGCUUCGGCAGCGGUCUCGUCGUCGCGCGACUCCCUGACGGUUCCUGGAGCGCGCCCUCAGCGAUCGCGACCGGCGGCGCCGGCUUCGGCGGCCAGAUCGGCUUCGAGCUCACCGAUUUCGUCUUUAUUCUCAACGACGCGAGCGCUGUCAAGACGUUUUCCCAAGCCGGAUCCCUCACGCUCGGCGGGAAUGUGUCAGUUGCUGCAGGGCCCGUGGGCAGGAACGCAGAAGCGGCCGGCGCCGCAUCUUUACGGAGCGUGGCGGGCAUCUUUAGCUACUCCAAGACGAAGGGCCUCUUCGCUGGUGUGUCUCUGGAAGGCUCAGCUAUUAUCGAGCGCAAGGAUGCCAACGCCAAGCUUUACGGUCGCCCAGUGUCCGCGCGGGAGCUCCUCACCGGAGGGGAGCGGCCGCCCCCUGCCGCGGCACCCCUCAUGAGCAUUCUCAACUCUCGUGUCUUUAAUGGGAUGUCGGCCGGAGUCACGGACGACAGGAUGUACAAUGACAUACCAGUCUACGACGAUCGCCACGACGAGGUAGUGUGGGGCAACAAGACGGGGUCUGCUUAUGGGGAGAACCAACCCAGGGAUACCGGCUCCGGCGGUGGCGGACACGCCCACGACGAGUUUGGCCGGCCUAAGAGGUCGACUACUUGGCAAGACGAUGUCUACGACCAGCCGCGGUCGUUUGGACAGCCCUCGCGGUCCAACACGAUCCACGACGGCUUUAGGGCGUCCAGUACGGCCGGCAACGGGACGGAGAAGAAGGUUGCGCCCGGGAGGCCGGCAGCCCCGAAACCAAACUAUGCAAGCAAGGAGGCGCUCAUGCAGAAAAACGAGGCGAUUGCGCUCUACACGUUUGAGCCGGACCAGCCGGGGGAUCUCGGCUUUAAGAAGGGGGAUAUCAUCACCGUGCUCAAAAAGACGGACAGCGAUAACGAUUGGUGGACUGGGAUGAUCGGGACUAGGCACGGGAUAUUCCCGAGUAACUAUGUCAAGAUGAAGGAAUGAUUCACCAUAUCACAGCACGGCGAUAUCGUCGCGCAAGGAAGGCCGGAAGUGGCGCUUGGAAUGGAUUCAGAUUGAUGGCGUUACCAGGCAACCGAAACACCUGCCGUAUAACGGAACCGAGUACUCCAACCGGUUCGAUGCAGGGAACGGGAUCUGUGGAUGAUGGGUUCUCCCUGAGAAUUUUCUCUUUGGUUUGCAUUGCUGUCCCGCUUGGCGUUAGGGGGAGGGUGGGAUGGUAGGAAAUAGUUCUUUUCCUUUCUUGCCUUUGUUUGGGCUGUCCGUCUUUCCCUUCUUGUAGAUUACAUUACAGUACCCAGUUUCUUGGUAGUCUGGAUUAUCACGACCUCCGUCUGUCAGGCUGGCAGAGUUUCUCAAGCCGA